Molecule: messenger RNA, 549 nt
Organism: Lycium barbarum (goji berry)
Lineage: Eukaryota; Viridiplantae; Streptophyta; Magnoliopsida; Solanales; Solanaceae
Product: ankyrin repeat-containing protein BDA1-like
Exons: 3
Coding region: 1-549 (182 amino acids)
Molecular function (GO): protein binding
Source: RefSeq, a predicted model, not a curated record
AUGGAUCAAAGGUUAUUAUUUGAAGCUGCAAGAACAGGGAUUACAGAAUACUUGCACAAUCUUUUGAAAGAUUACCUCUUUUUACCGGACACUGUUGCAUUAGCUGGUGGAGAAAAUCCUCUUCAUAUUGCUUCUAAUGCGAAUAUGGAUAUAGUAAUGCAGCUGCUAAAUUUAGAGCAUAAUAUUUGCCAGAUCAAAGGAAGAGAACAAAGGUUUCCUCUACGUUAUGCAGCUAUCAAGGGAAGAGUUCAAGUAAUUACAGAACUUACUACAGCUUCUCCUGAUUGCAUUACAUAUUUUACAGCUCGAAAUGAGACAGCAUACUUGGCAGUAACGAACCACCAAUUCAAGGCCUUUAAAGUUUUGGUGGAACACCUCAAGAAACUGAAAAAAGAGGACGUCUUAAACAAAAAAGAUGACCAGGGGAACAUGAUAUUGCACGUUGCAGUCUCAAGAAGACAAUAUGAGGUAGUUAAGUGGCUUCUUCGCGAGCAAAUUAUUCCUACGAAUGCAGUGAAGGUGAAUUCUUCGAAAACAAGAGGGAUCUAA